Achroia grisella is the source of this 14739-nucleotide messenger RNA. RefSeq names its product fibroin heavy chain-like (gene FIBH). Lineage: Eukaryota; Metazoa; Arthropoda; Insecta; Lepidoptera; Pyralidae. The record is from RefSeq and is a predicted model, not a curated record.
AUGAGAGUCACAACCUUUGUGAUCUUGUGCUGUGCUCUGCAGUAUGUUACUGCAGAUGCCAUCGAUGAUAACCUUCUCAACUUUAAAAAUGAAAAUUUCAUAGAGAUAGGUGAAACUACUACAGCAGAAGUUGAUGUCGAAAAUGGGACUGUAUACGAAAAAGAGACUACAAUCAAAAAGUUCGAGAGAGAUGGAGACAUUACACCAAAUAUUUCUGGUGAAGACAAGAUCGUCAGAACUUUCGUCAUAGAAACUGAUGCAUCUGGUCACGAAACAGUCUAUGAGGAAGACGUUGUAAUAAAGAAAAAACCAGGACAACAAAGUGUUACAGGAAGGAGUACUGCUGGACGUCGUCCUGCUCAAGCUUCAGCUGUGACAUCAGCAAGACCAAGCCCUGGACCAACUGUUGUAAUUGAAAGAAACGGUCCAACAGGAAACGUACCAGCACCAGCUGUAGUUCCUACUGGGUAUGGUCCAUAUGGACCCUACGGAGGACUCGGACCACUCGGAGCCUCAUCGGCCGCCUCAUCAGCAGCCGGAGCAGGCGGAAUCGACGUUGUCGGACCAGCAGUCGUAGGAGGACCAGGAUCCGCAGGAGCAGCCGCAGCUGCCUCUAGCGCAUCGGAAGCCGCACCUGUCAUCGUUAUCGAAGACAAUUCUGCAGCAGCAGCCGCCGCAGCAGGAUCUGCCGCUUCGGGACUUGGCGGACUAGGACUUGGAGGAUUGGGACCAUACGGAGCACUCGGACCACUUGGAGCUCUAUCGGCUAGCGCCGCUGGUGCCGGAAUUGGCGGACUCGGUGCAGGUGGACUAUCAGGAUUAGGAGGAGCUGGAGGCGCAGGCGCAGCAGCAGCUGGCUCUGCCGCAGCCGGACUCGGUGGAAUCGGUGGAGCAGGUGGCGCAUCCGGAGCAUCUGGAGCAGCAGCAGCUUCAUCCGCAUCUGGUGCCGCACCAGUAGUCGUCAUCGAAGAAGGACAAUCAGCAGCAUCAGCAGCCGCAGCAGGUUCAGCUGCAUCCGGACUUGGCCCAUUGGGACUUGGAGCAUGGGGACCAUACGGAGGUCUCGGACCACUCGGAGCCUCAUCGGCCGCCUCAUCAGCAGCCGGAGCAGGCGGAAUCGACGUUGUCGGACCAGCAGUCGUAGGAGGACCAGGAUCCGCAGGAGCAGCCGCAGCUGCCUCUAGCGCAUCGGAAGCCGCACCUGUCAUCGUUAUCGAAGACAAUUCUGCAGCAGCAGCCGCCGCAGCAGGAUCUGCAGCUUCGGGACUUGGCGGACUAGGACUUGGAGGAUUGGGACCAUACGGAGCACUCGGACCACUUGGAGCUCUAUCGGCUAGCGCCGCUGGUGCCGGAAUUGGCGGACUCGGUGCAGGUGGACUAUCAGGAUUAGGAGGAGCUGGAGGCGCAGGCGCAGCAGCAGCUGGCUCUGCCGCAGCCGGACUCGGUGGAAUCGGUGGAGCAGGUGGCGCAUCCGGAGCAUCUGGAGCAGCAGCAGCUUCAUCCGCAUCUGGUGCCGCACCAGUAGUCGUCAUCGAAGAAGGACAAUCAGCAGCAGCAGCAGCCGCAGCAGGUUCAGCUGCAUCUGGACUUGGCCCAUUGGGACUUGGAGCAUGGGGACCAUACGGAGGUCUCGGACCACUCGGAGCCUCAUCGGCCGCCUCAUCAGCAGCCGGAGCAGGCGGAAUCGACGUUGUCGGACCAGCAGUCGUAGGAGGACCAGGAUCCGCAGGAGCAGCCGCAGCUGCCUCUAGCGCAUCGGAAGCCGCACCUGUCAUCGUUAUCGAAGACAAUUCUGCAGCAGCAGCCGCCGCAGCAGGAUCUGCCGCUUCGGGACUUGGCGGACUAGGACUUGGAGGAUUGGGACCAUACGGAGCACUCGGACCACUUGGAGCUCUAUCGGCUAGCGCCGCUGGUGCCGGAAUUGGCGGACUCGGUGCAGGUGGACUAUCAGGAUUAGGAGGAGCUGGAGGCGCAGGCGCAGCAGCAGCUGGCUCUGCCGCAGCCGGACUCGGUGGAAUCGGUGGAGCAGGUGGCGCAUCCGGAGCAUCUGGAGCAGCAGCAGCUUCAUCCGCAUCUGGUGCCGCACCAGUAGUCGUCAUCGAAGAAGGACAAUCAGCAGCAGCAGCAGCCGCAGCAGGUUCAGCUGCAUCUGGACUUGGCCCAUUGGGACUUGGAGCAUGGGGACCAUACGGAGGUCUCGGACCACUCGGAGCCUCAUCGGCCGCCUCAUCAGCAGCCGGAGCAGGCGGAAUCGACGUUGUCGGACCAGCAGUCGUAGGAGGACCAGGAUCCGCAGGAGCAGCCGCAGCUGCCUCUAGCGCAUCGGAAGCCGCACCUGUCAUCGUUAUCGAAGACAAUUCUGCAGCAGCAGCCGCCGCAGCAGGAUCUGCCGCUUCGGGACUUGGCGGACUAGGACUUGGAGGAUUGGGACCAUACGGAGCACUCGGACCACUUGGAGCUCUAUCGGCUAGCGCCGCUGGUGCCGGAAUUGGCGGACUCGGUGCAGGUGGACUAUCAGGAUUAGGAGGAGCUGGAGGCGCAGGCGCAGCAGCAGCUGGCUCUGCCGCAGCCGGACUCGGUGGAAUCGGUGGAGCAGGUGGCGCAUCCGGAGCAUCUGGAGCAGCAGCAGCUUCAUCCGCAUCUGGUGCCGCACCAGUGAUCGUUAUCGAAGAAGGACAAUCAGCAGCAGCAGCCGCAGCAGGUUCAGCUGCAUCUGGACUUGGCCCAUUGGGACUUGGAGCAUGGGGACCAUACGGAGGUCUCGGACCACUCGGAGCCUCAUCGGCCGCCUCAUCAGCAGCCGGAGCAGGCGGAAUCGACGUUGUCGGACCAGCAGUCGUAGGAGGACCAGGAUCCGCAGGAGCAGCCGCAGCUGCCUCUAGCGCAUCGGAAGCCGCACCUGUCAUCGUUAUCGAAGACAAUUCUGCAGCAGCAGCCGCCGCAGCAGGAUCUGCCGCUUCGGGACUUGGCGGACUAGGACUUGGAGGAUUGGGACCAUACGGAGCACUCGGACCACUUGGAGCUCUAUCGGCUAGCGCCGCUGGCGCAGCAGCAGCUGGCUCUGCCGCAGCCGGACUCGGUGGAAUCGGUGGAGCAGGUGGCGCAUCCGGAGCAUCUGGAGCAGCAGCAGCUUCAUCCGCAUCUGGUGCCGCACCAGUAGUCGUCAUCGAAGAAGGACAAUCAGCAGCAGCAGCAGCCGCAGCAGGUUCAGCUGCAUCUGGACUUGGCCCAUUGGGACUUGGAGCAUGGGGACCAUACGGAGGUCUCGGACCACUCGGAGCCUCAUCGGCCGCCUCAUCAGCAGCCGGAGCAGGCGGAAUCGACGUUGUCGGACCAGCAGUCGUAGGAGGACCAGGAUCCGCAGGAGCAGCCGCAGCUGCCUCUAGCGCAUCGGAAGCCGCACCUGUCAUCGUUAUCGAAGACAAUUCUGCAGCAGCAGCCGCCGCAGCAGGAUCUGCCGCUUCGGGACUUGGCGGACUAGGACUUGGAGGAUUGGGACCAUACGGAGCACUCGGACCACUUGGAGCUCUAUCGGCUAGCGCCGCUGGUGCCGGAAUUGGCGGACUCGGUGCAGGUGGACUAUCAGGAUUAGGAGGAGCUGGAGGCGCAGGCGCAGCAGCAGCUGGCUCUGCCGCAGCCGGACUCGGUGGAAUCGGUGGAGCAGGUGGCGCAUCCGGAGCAUCUGGAGCAGCAGCAGCUUCAUCCGCAUCUGGUGCCGCACCAGUGAUCGUUAUCGAAGAAGGACAAUCAGCAGCAGCAGCCGCAGCAGGUUCAGCUGCAUCUGGACUUGGCCCAUUGGGACUUGGAGCAUGGGGACCAUACGGAGGUCUCGGACCACUCGGAGCCUCAUCGGCCGCCUCAUCAGCAGCCGGAGCAGGCGGAAUCGACGUUGUCGGACCAGCAGUCGUAGGAGGACCAGGAUCCGCAGGAGCAGCCGCAGCUGCCUCUAGCGCAUCGGAAGCCGCACCUGUCAUCGUUAUCGAAGACAAUUCUGCAGCAGCAGCCGCCGCAGCAGGAUCUGCAGCUUCGGGACUUGGCGGACUAGGACUUGGAGGAUUGGGACCAUACGGAGCACUCGGACCACUUGGAGCUCUAUCGGCUAGCGCCGCUGGUGCCGGAAUUGGCGGACUCGGUGCAGGUGGACUAUCAGGAUUAGGAGGAGCUGGAGGCGCAGGCGCAGCAGCAGCUGGCUCUGCCGCAGCCGGACUCGGUGGAAUCGGUGGAGCAGGUGGCGCAUCCGGAGCAUCUGGAGCAGCAGCAGCUUCAUCCGCAUCUGGUGCCGCACCAGUGAUCGUUAUCGAAGAAGGACAAUCAGCAGCAGCAGCCGCAGCAGGUUCAGCUGCAUCUGGACUUGGCCCAUUGGGACUUGGAGCAUGGGGACCAUACGGAGGUCUCGGACCACUCGGAGCCUCAUCGGCCGCCUCAUCAGCAGCCGGAGCAGGCGGAAUCGACGUUGUCGGACCAGCAGUCGUAGGAGGACCAGGAUCCGCAGGAGCAGCCGCAGCUGCCUCUAGCGCAUCGGAAGCCGCACCUGUCAUCGUUAUCGAAGACAAUUCUGCAGCAGCAGCCGCCGCAGCAGGAUCUGCAGCUUCGGGACUUGGCGGACUAGGACUUGGAGGAUUGGGACCAUACGGAGCACUCGGACCACUUGGAGCUCUAUCGGCUAGCGCCGCUGGUGCCGGAAUUGGCGGACUCGGUGCAGGUGGACUAUCAGGAUUAGGAGGAGCUGGAGGCGCAGGCGCAGCAGCAGCAGCUGGCUCUGCCGCAGCCGGACUCGGUGGAAUCGGUGGAGCAGGUGGCGCAUCCGGAGCAUCUGGAGCAGCAGCAGCUUCAUCCGCAUCUGGUGCCGCACCAGUGAUCGUUAUCGAAGAAGGACAAUCAGCAGCAGCAGCAGCCGCAGCAGGUUCAGCUGCAUCUGGACUUGGCCCAUUGGGACUUGGAGCAUGGGGACCAUACGGAGGUCUCGGACCACUCGGAGCCUCAUCGGCCGCCUCAUCAGCAGCCGGAGCAGGCGGAAUCGACGUUGUCGGACCAGCAGUCGUAGGAGGACCAGGAUCCGCAGGAGCAGCCGCAGCUGCCUCUAGCGCAUCGGAAGCCGCACCUGUCAUCGUUAUCGAAGACAAUUCUGCAGCAGCAGCCGCCGCAGCAGGAUCUGCCGCUUCGGGACUUGGCGGACUAGGACUUGGAGGAUUGGGACCAUACGGAGCACUCGGACCACUUGGAGCUCUAUCGGCUAGCGCCGCUGGUGCCGGAAUUGGCGGACUCGGUGCAGGUGGACUAUCAGGAUUAGGAGGAGCUGGAGGCGCAGGCGCAGCAGCAGCUGGCUCUGCCGCAGCCGGACUCGGUGGAAUCGGUGGAGCAGGUGGCGCAUCCGGAGCAUCUGGAGCAGCAGCAGCUUCAUCCGCAUCUGGUGCCGCACCAGUGAUCGUUAUCGAAGAAGGACAAUCAGCAGCAGCAGCAGCCGCAGCAGGUUCAGCUGCAUCUGGACUUGGCCCAUUGGGACUUGGAGCAUGGGGACCAUACGGAGGUCUCGGACCACUCGGAGCCUCAUCGGCCGCCUCAUCAGCAGCCGGAGCAGGCGGAAUCGACGUUGUCGGACCAGCAGUCGUAGGAGGACCAGGAUCCGCAGGAGCAGCCGCAGCUGCCUCUAGCGCAUCGGAAGCCGCACCUGUCAUCGUUAUCGAAGACAAUUCUGCAGCAGCAGCCGCCGCAGCAGGAUCUGCAGCUUCGGGACUUGGCGGACUAGGACUUGGAGGAUUGGGACCAUACGGAGCACUCGGACCACUUGGAGCUCUAUCGGCUAGCGCCGCUGGUGCCGGAAUUGGCGGACUCGGUGCAGGUGGACUAUCAGGAUUAGGAGGAGCUGGAGGCGCAGGCGCAGCAGCAGCUGGCUCUGCCGCAGCCGGACUCGGUGGAAUCGGUGGAGCAGGUGGCGCAUCCGGAGCAUCUGGAGCAGCAGCAGCUUCAUCCGCAUCUGGUGCCGCACCAGUAGUCGUCAUCGAAGAAGGACAAUCAGCAGCAUCAGCAGCCGCAGCAGGUUCAGCUGCAUCCGGACUUGGCCCAUUGGGACUUGGAGCAUGGGGACCAUACGGAGGUCUCGGACCACUCGGAGCCUCAUCGGCCGCCUCAUCAGCAGCCGGAGCAGGCGGAAUCGACGUUGUCGGACCAGCAGUCGUAGGAGGACCAGGAUCCGCAGGAGCAGCCGCAGCUGCCUCUAGCGCAUCGGAAGCCGCACCUGUCAUCGUUAUCGAAGACAAUUCUGCAGCAGCAGCCGCCGCAGCAGGAUCUGCCGCUUCGGGACUUGGCGGACUAGGACUUGGAGGAUUGGGACCAUACGGAGCACUCGGACCACUUGGAGCUCUAUCGGCUAGCGCCGCUGGUGCCGGAAUUGGCGGACUCGGUGCAGGUGGACUAUCAGGAUUAGGAGGAGCUGGAGGCGCAGGCGCAGCAGCAGCUGGCUCUGCCGCAGCCGGACUCGGUGGAAUCGGUGGAGCAGGUGGCGCAUCCGGAGCAUCUGGAGCAGCAGCAGCUUCAUCCGCAUCUGGUGCCGCACCAGUGAUCGUUAUCGAAGAAGGACAAUCAGCAGCAGCAGCCGCAGCAGGUUCAGCUGCAUCUGGACUUGGCCCAUUGGGACUUGGAGCAUGGGGACCAUACGGAGGUCUCGGACCACUCGGAGCCUCAUCGGCCGCCUCAUCAGCAGCCGGAGCAGGCGGAAUCGACGUUGUCGGACCAGCAGUCGUAGGAGGACCAGGAUCCGCAGGAGCAGCCGCAGCUGCCUCUAGCGCAUCGGAAGCCGCACCUGUCAUCGUUAUCGAAGACAAUUCUGCAGCAGCAGCCGCCGCAGCAGGAUCUGCAGCUUCGGGACUUGGCGGACUAGGACUUGGAGGAUUGGGACCAUACGGAGCACUCGGACCACUUGGAGCUCUAUCGGCUAGCGCCGCUGGUGCCGGAAUUGGCGGACUCGGUGCAGGUGGACUAUCAGGAUUAGGAGGAGCUGGAGGCGCAGGCGCAGCAGCAGCUGGCUCUGCCGCAGCCGGACUCGGUGGAAUCGGUGGAGCAGGUGGCGCAUCCGGAGCAUCUGGAGCAGCAGCAGCUUCAUCCGCAUCUGGUGCCGCACCAGUAGUCGUCAUCGAAGAAGGACAAUCAGCAGCAGCAGCCGCAGCAGGUUCAGCUGCAUCUGGACUUGGCCCAUUGGGACUUGGAGCAUGGGGACCAUACGGAGGUCUCGGACCACUCGGAGCCUCAUCGGCCGCCUCAUCAGCAGCCGGAGCAGGCGGAAUCGACGUUGUCGGACCAGCAGUCGUAGGAGGACCAGGAUCCGCAGGAGCAGCCGCAGCUGCCUCUAGCGCAUCGGAAGCCGCACCUGUCAUCGUUAUCGAAGACAAUUCUGCAGCAGCAGCCGCCGCAGCAGGAUCUGCAGCUUCGGGACUUGGCGGACUAGGACUUGGAGGAUUGGGACCAUACGGAGCACUCGGACCACUUGGAGCUCUAUCGGCUAGCGCCGCUGGUGCCGGAAUUGGCGGACUCGGUGCAGGUGGACUAUCAGGAUUAGGAGGAGCUGGAGGCGCAGGCGCAGCAGCAGCUGGCUCUGCCGCAGCCGGACUCGGUGGAAUCGGUGGAGCAGGUGGCGCAUCCGGAGCAUCUGGAGCAGCAGCAGCUUCAUCCGCAUCUGGUGCCGCACCAGUGAUCGUUAUCGAAGAAGGACAAUCAGCAGCAGCAGCAGCCGCAGCAGGUUCAGCUGCAUCUGGACUUGGCCCAUUGGGACUUGGAGCAUGGGGACCAUACGGAGGUCUCGGACCACUCGGAGCCUCAUCGGCCGCCUCAUCAGCAGCCGGAGCAGGCGGAAUCGACGUUGUCGGACCAGCAGUCGUAGGAGGACCAGGAUCCGCAGGAGCAGCCGCAGCUGCCUCUAGCGCAUCGGAAGCCGCACCUGUCAUCGUUAUCGAAGACAAUUCUGCAGCAGCAGCCGCCGCAGCAGGAUCUGCAGCUUCGGGACUUGGCGGACUAGGACUUGGAGGAUUGGGACCAUACGGAGCACUCGGACCACUUGGAGCUCUAUCGGCUAGCGCCGCUGGUGCCGGAAUUGGCGGACUCGGUGCAGGUGGACUAUCAGGAUUAGGAGGAGCUGGAGGCGCAGGCGCAGCAGCAGCUGGCUCUGCCGCAGCCGGACUCGGUGGAAUCGGUGGAGCAGGUGGCGCAUCCGGAGCAUCUGGAGCAGCAGCAGCUUCAUCCGCAUCUGGUGCCGCACCAGUGAUCGUUAUCGAAGAAGGACAAUCAGCAGCAGCAGCAGCCGCAGCAGGUUCAGCUGCAUCUGGACUUGGCCCAUUGGGACUUGGAGCAUGGGGACCAUACGGAGGUCUCGGACCACUCGGAGCCUCAUCGGCCGCCUCAUCAGCAGCCGGAGCAGGCGGAAUCGACGUUGUCGGACCAGCAGUCGUAGGAGGACCAGGAUCCGCAGGAGCAGCCGCAGCUGCCUCUAGCGCAUCGGAAGCCGCACCUGUCAUCGUUAUCGAAGACAAUUCUGCAGCAGCCGCCGCAGCAGGAUCUGCAGCUUCGGGACUUGGCGGACUAGGACUUGGAGGAUUGGGACCAUACGGAGCACUCGGACCACUUGGAGCUCUAUCGGCUAGCGCCGCUGGUGCCGGAAUUGGCGGACUCGGUGCAGGUGGACUAUCAGGAUUAGGAGGAGCUGGAGGCGCAGGCGCAGCAGCAGCUGGCUCUGCCGCAGCCGGACUCGGUGGAAUCGGUGGAGCAGGUGGCGCAUCCGGAGCAUCUGGAGCAGCAGCAGCUUCAUCCGCAUCUGGUGCCGCACCAGUGAUCGUUAUCGAAGAAGGACAAUCAGCAGCAGCAGCAGCCGCAGCAGGUUCAGCUGCAUCUGGACUUGGCCCAUUGGGACUUGGAGCAUGGGGACCAUACGGAGGUCUCGGACCACUCGGAGCCUCAUCGGCCGCCUCAUCAGCAGCCGGAGCAGGCGGAAUCGACGUUGUCGGACCAGCAGUCGUAGGAGGACCAGGAUCCGCAGGAGCAGCCGCAGCUGCCUCUAGCGCAUCGGAAGCCGCACCUGUCAUCGUUAUCGAAGACAAUUCUGCAGCAGCAGCCGCCGCAGCAGGAUCUGCAGCUUCGGGACUUGGCGGACUAGGACUUGGAGGAUUGGGACCAUACGGAGCACUCGGACCACUUGGAGCUCUAUCGGCUAGCGCCGCUGGUGCCGGAAUUGGCGGACUCGGUGCAGGUGGACUAUCAGGAUUAGGAGGAGCUGGAGGCGCAGGCGCAGCAGCAGCUGGCUCUGCCGCAGCCGGACUCGGUGGAAUCGGUGGAGCAGGUGGCGCAUCCGGAGCAUCUGGAGCAGCAGCAGCUUCAUCCGCAUCUGGUGCCGCACCAGUGAUCGUUAUCGAAGAAGGACAAUCAGCAGCAGCAGCAGCCGCAGCAGGUUCAGCUGCAUCUGGACUUGGCCCAUUGGGACUUGGAGCAUGGGGACCAUACGGAGGUCUCGGACCACUCGGAGCCUCAUCGGCCGCCUCAUCAGCAGCCGGAGCAGGAGGACCAGCAGUCGUAGGAGGACCAGCAGGAUCCGCAGGAGCAGCCGCAGCUGCCUCUAGCGCAUCGGAAGCCGCACCUGUCAUCGUUAUCGAAGACAAUUCUGCAGCAGCAGCCGCCGCAGCAGGAUCUGCAGCUUCGGGACUUGGCGGACUAGGACUUGGAGGAUUGGGACCAUACGGAGCACUCGGACCACUUGGAGCUCUAUCGGCUAGCGCCGCUGGUGCCGGAAUUGGCGGACUCGGUGCAGGUGGACUAUCAGGAUUAGGAGGAGCUGGAGGCGCAGGCGCAGCAGCAGCUGGCUCUGCCGCAGCCGGACUCGGUGGAAUCGGUGGAGCAGGUGGCGCAUCCGGAGCAUCUGGAGCAGCAGCAGCUUCAUCCGCAUCUGGUGCCGCACCAGUGAUCGUUAUCGAAGAAGGACAAUCAGCAGCAGCAGCAGCCGCAGCAGGUUCAGCUGCAUCUGGACUUGGCCCAUUGGGACUUGGAGCAUGGGGACCAUACGGAGGUCUCGGACCACUCGGAGCCUCAUCGGCCGCCUCAUCAGCAGCCGGAGCAGGCGGAAUCGACGUUGUCGGACCAGCAGUCGUAGGAGGACCAGGAUCCGCAGGAGCAGCCGCAGCUGCCUCUAGCGCAUCGGAAGCCGCACCUGUCAUCGUUAUCGAAGACAAUUCUGCAGCAGCAGCCGCCGCAGCAGGAUCUGCAGCUUCGGGACUUGGCGGACUAGGACUUGGAGGAUUGGGACCAUACGGAGCACUCGGACCACUUGGAGCUCUAUCGGCUAGCGCCGCUGGUGCCGGAAUUGGCGGACUCGGUGCAGGUGGACUAUCAGGAUUAGGAGGAGCUGGAGGCGCAGGCGCAGCAGCAGCUGGCUCUGCCGCAGCCGGACUCGGUGGAAUCGGUGGAGCAGGUGGCGCAUCCGGAGCAUCUGGAGCAGCAGCAGCUUCAUCCGCAUCUGGUGCCGCACCAGUGAUCGUUAUCGAAGAAGGACAAUCAGCAGCAGCAGCAGCCGCAGCAGGUUCAGCUGCAUCUGGACUUGGCCCAUUGGGACUUGGAGCAUGGGGACCAUACGGAGGUCUCGGACCACUCGGAGCCUCAUCGGCCGCCUCAUCAGCAGCCGGAGCAGGCGGAAUCGACGUUGUCGGACCAGCAGUCGUAGGAGGACCAGGAUCCGCAGGAGCAGCCGCAGCUGCCUCUAGCGCAUCGGAAGCCGCACCUGUCAUCGUUAUCGAAGACAAUUCUGCAGCAGCAGCCGCCGCAGCAGGAUCUGCAGCUUCGGGACUUGGCGGACUAGGACUUGGAGGAUUGGGACCAUACGGAGCACUCGGACCACUUGGAGCUCUAUCGGCUAGCGCCGCUGGUGCCGGAAUUGGCGGACUCGGUGCAGGUGGACUAUCAGGAUUAGGAGGAGCUGGAGGCGCAGGCGCAGCAGCAGCUGGCUCUGCCGCAGCCGGACUCGGUGGAAUCGGUGGAGGUGGAGCAGGUGGCGCAUCCGGAGCAUCUGGAGCAGCAGCAGCUUCAUCCGCAUCUGGUGCCGCACCAGUGAUCGUUAUCGAAGAAGGACAAUCAGCAGCAGCAGCAGCCGCAGCAGGUUCAGCUGCAUCUGGACUUGGCCCAUUGGGACUUGGAGCAUGGGGACCAUACGGAGGUCUCGGACCACUCGGAGCCUCAUCGGCCGCCUCAUCAGCAGCCGGAGCAGGCGGAAUCGACGUUGUCGGACCAGCAGUCGUAGGAGGACCAGGAUCCGCAGGAGCAGCCGCAGCUGCCUCUAGCGCAUCGGAAGCCGCACCUGUCAUCGUUAUCGAAGACAAUUCUGCAGCAGCAGCCGCCGCAGCAGGAUCUGCAGCUUCGGGACUUGGCGGACUAGGACUUGGAGGAUUGGGACCAUACGGAGCACUCGGACCACUUGGAGCUCUAUCGGCUAGCGCCGCUGGUGCCGGAAUUGGCGGACUCGGUGCAGGUGGACUAUCAGGAUUAGGAGGAGCUGGAGGCGCAGGCGCAGCAGCAGCUGGCUCUGCCGCAGCCGGACUCGGUGGAAUCGGUGGAGCAGGUGGCGCAUCCGGAGCAUCUGGAGCAGCAGCAGCUUCAUCCGCAUCUGGUGCCGCACCAGUGAUCGUUAUCGAAGAAGGACAAUCAGCAGCAUCAGCAGCCGCAGCAGGUUCAGCUGCAUCUGGACUUGGCCCAUUGGGACUUGGAGCAUGGGGACCAUACGGAGGUCUCGGACCACUCGGAGCCUCAUCGGCCGCCUCAUCAGCAGCCGGAGCAGGCGGAAUCGACGUUGUCGGACCAGCAGUCGUAGGAGGACCAGGAUCCGCAGGAGCAGCCGCAGCUGCCUCUAGCGCAUCGGAAGCCGCACCUGUCAUCGUUAUCGAAGACAAUUCUGCAGCAGCAGCCGCCGCAGCAGGAUCUGCAGCUUCGGGACUUGGCGGACUAGGACUUGGAGGAUUGGGACCAUACGGAGCACUCGGACCACUUGGAGCUCUAUCGGCUAGCGCCGCUGGCGCAGCAGCAGCUGGCUCUGCCGCAGCCGGACUCGGUGGAAUCGGUGGAGCAGGUGGCGCAUCCGGAGCAUCUGGAGCAGCAGCAGCUUCAUCCGCAUCUGGUGCCGCACCAGUAGUCGUCAUCGAAGAAGGACAAUCAGCAGCAUCAGCAGCCGCAGCAGGUUCAGCUGCAUCCGGACUUGGCCCAUUGGGACUUGGAGCAUGGGGACCAUACGGAGGUCUCGGACCACUCGGAGCCUCAUCGGCCGCCUCAUCAGCAGCCGGAGCAGGCGGAAUCGACGUUGUCGGACCAGCAGUCGUAGGAGGACCAGGAUCCGCAGGAGCAGCCGCAGCUGCCUCUAGCGCAUCGGAAGCCGCACCUGUCAUCGUUAUCGAAGACAAUUCUGCAGCAGCAGCAGCCGCAGCAGGUUCAGCUGCAUCUGGACUUGGCCCAUUGGGACUGCUCGGAAUUGGCGGACUGCGUGGACUAUCAGGAUUAGGAGGAGCUGGAGGCGCAGGCGCAGCAGCAGCUGGCUCUGCUGGGACUUGGAGCAUGGGGACCAUACGGAGGUCUCGGACCACUCGGAGCCUCAUCGGCCGCUUCUUCAGCAGCUAUCAGGAUUAGGAGGAGCUCUGGUGUAGCACGACCUGCUCCGGAUCUGGUGCCGCACCAGUGAUCGUUAUCGAAGAAGGACAAUCAGCAGCAGCAGCAGCCGCAGCAGGUUCAGCUGCAUCUGGACUUGGCCCAUUGGGACUUGGAGCAUGGGGACCAUACGGAUUGAUUGGGACCAUACGGAUUGGACCACUUGGAGCUCUAUCGGAGGCGCCAAUUGGCGGACUCGGUGCAGGUGGACUAUGCAUUACUUGGAGGCAGCAGCAGUUGGCUUUUUUAGCCGGACUCGGUGGAAUCGGUGGAGCAGGUGGCGCAUCCGGAGCAUCUGGAGCAGCAGCAGCUUCAUCCGCAUCUGGUGCCGCACCAGUGAUCGUUAUCGAAGAAGGACAAUCAGCAGCAUCAGCAGCCGCAGCAGGUUCAGCUGCAUCUGGACUUGGCCCAUUGGGACUUGGAGCAUGGGGACCAUACGGAGGUCUCGGACCACUCGGAGCCUCAUCGGCCGCCUCAUCAGCAGCCGGAGCAGGCGGAAUCGACGUUGUCGGACCAGCAGUCGUAGGAGGACCAGGAUCCGCAGGAGCAGCCGCAAUCAUCGUUAUGAAGACAUUAAAGCUGCAGCUAGCAGCCGCCGCAGCAGGAUCUGCACUCGGACCACUUGGAGAAGACACUCUAUCGGCUAGCGCCGCUGGUGCCGGAAUUGGCGGACUCGGUGCAGGUGGACUAUCAGGAUUAGGAGGAGCUGGAGGCGCAGGCGCAGCAGCAGCUGGCUCUGCCGCAGCUGGACUCGGUGGAAUCGGUGGAGCAGGUGGCGCAUCCGGAGCAUCUGGAGCAGCAGCAGCUUCAUCCGCAUCUGGUGCCGCACCAGUGAUCGUUAUCGAAGAAGGACAAUCAGCAGCAGCAGCAGCCGCAGCAGGUUCAGCUGCAUCUGGACUUGGCCCAUUGGGACUUGGAGCAUGGGGACCAUACGGAGGUCUCGGACCACUCGGAGCCUCAUCGGCCGCCUCAUCAGCAGCCGGAGCAGGCGGAAUCGACGUUGUCGGACCAGCAGUCGUAGGAGGACCAGGAUCCGCAGGAGCAGCCGCAGCUGCCUCUAGCGCAUCGGAAGCCGCACCUGUCAUCGUUAUCGAAGACAAUUCUGCAGCAGCAGCCGCCGCAGCAGGAUCUGCAGCUACUUGGCGGACUAGGACUUGGAAUUGGGACCAUGGAGCACUCGGACCACUUGGAGCUCUAUCGGCUAGCGCCGCUGGUGCCGGAAUUGGCGGACUCGGUGCAGGUGGACUAUCAGGAUUAGGAGGAGCUGGAGGCGCAGGCGCAGCAGCAGCUGGCUCUGCCGCAGCCGGACUCGGUGGAAUCGGUGGAGCAGGUGGCGCAUCCGGAGCAUCUGGAGCAGCAGCAGCUUCAUCCGCAUCUGGUGCCGCACCAGUGAUCGUUAUCGAACAGGACACAUCAGCAGCAUCAGCAGCAGCAGCAGGUUCAGCUGCAUCUGGACUUGGCCCAUUGGGACUUGGAGCAUGGGGACCAUACGGAGGUCUCGGACCACUCGGAGCCUCAUCGGCCGCCUCAUCAGCAGCCGGAGCAGGCGGAAUCGACGUUGUCGGACCAGCAGUCGUAGGAGGACCAGGAUCCGCAAUAUAUCUUCGGAAUUCAUCGUUAUCGAAGACAAUUCUGGCAGCAGCCGCCGCAGCAGGAUCUGCAGCUUAUAUAUUUGGUGCCGGAAUUGGCGGAUUCCUGGUGCAAUAUGUCAUGAUGGGUCAAUUGACCUGCAGCUUCAACUAUAUUCGUCGAAGAAGGACAAUAUCCUCAGCCGCAGCAGCAGGAUCUGCAGCUUCGGGACUUGGCGGACUAGGACUUGGAGGAUUGGGAUCACUCAAGACAAUUCUGCAGCAGCAGCCGCCCAUGAUUCCGCUUCGGGAUAAUGCUUAUGGCUCUGCCGCAGCCGGACUCGGUGGAAUCGGUGGAGCAGGUGGCGCAUCCGGAGCAUCUGGAGCAGCAGCAGCUUCAUCCGCAUCUGGUGCCGCACCAGUGAUCGUUAUAGGUAUACCAUGUAAAAAGCCGCACCUUCAUCGUUAUGAGCAGCAGCAGCCGCAGCAGGUUCCCCAUCUGCCCAUCAAUUAA